CUCUCACUCUCUUCCUUUACAAAUCAAAAAUGGAAGCAAAGAUGCAAACGGACCAACCUCAGCAACAGCAGCCACCACAGCAGGCGGCGGCGGCGGAGAGACUGAACCAGGCGGUGCAGCAGCAGCUGAAUUUAGACUCCGUAAAAACUCGAGCUAUUAGCCUAUUCAAAGCUAUUUCUCGUAUUCUUGAAGAAUUCGAUGCUUACGCUCGUUCUAACGCUAAUCCUAAAUGGCAAGAUGUUUUAGGGCAAUAUUCUAUGGUAAACCUUGAACUUUUCAACAUUGUAGAAGAAAUUAAGAAGGUUUCCAAGGCUUUUGUAGUUCAUCCCAAGAAUGUUAAUGCCGAAAACGCUACAAUUUUACCUGUUAUGCUAUCAUCAAAACUACUGCCUGAGAUAGAAAUAGAAGACAAUUCAAAGAGAGAGCAAUUGCUUCAGGGGUUGCAGAAUUUGCCUGUGCCCUCACAAAUUGAGAAGUUGAAGACUAGAAUUGAUAUGAUUGCGGCAGCUUGCGAAGGUGCUGAGAAAGUCUUGGCAGAUACCCGUAAGGCCUAUCAGUUUGGUAUUCGACAAGGUCCGACCAUUCUUCCUACUUUGGAUAAGAGUCAGAUUGCAAAAAUUCAAGAACAAGAGAACUCUCUUCGAUCUGCUGUAAACUUUGGUGAAGGACUUGGAGUAACUGCAGACCAGAGGCAAGUUACAUCUGCACUUCCUAUGCAUUUGGCAGAUGUGUUGAGUGUGGGUGAUGGAGGCCAUAAUCUUCCUGAUCCUUCUGGGAUGUACAUGAAAAACACUCCACCUUUAUUAGCGAAUAACAUAAGUAAUCAGGGGCCUUUGCUACAGCAGGCCACAGGAAGCACGCUUAUUGGAAGAUCAGCUGCAUCUCCUUCAGCUGGUACAAGUACUACAUCCUUUGACAACACUACAACUUCUCCAUUACCAUAUGCCAAUUCACCAAGGUCUGGUGCAAACAUAAUGAACACUCCUUCUCCUCAACAACAAACCCAACAGCAGAUGCAGCAGCAGCAGCAGCAACAACAACAGCAACAGCAGCAACGGCAAAAGAUAAUGCAAUUACCUCAGCAUCAACAGCAAUUUCUUGCUCAGCAACAAUUCAGACAAUCAUCAAUGCAAGGGCUGGGUCAGAACCAGCUGCCACAGCUGCAUGAUUUGCAAGGUCAGGGUCAGCAGAAGUUUCAGCAGAUGCAGUUUUCUCAGUCACUGGGGCACCAACAAUUUUCAGGUAGGCAACUGCCCUCUGGACAUAUGCAGCACGGCAUGAGUCAAAACCAACUCAACCAAGGAAAUCAGUUAAAUCGCCAUAUAAGCCAGUUUUCCAGUACUGCAAACAAUGCACUGUUUAAUGCUGCACAGGGGACACCAAAUACCCAGAUGAUUCCAAACAUGUCAGCCACGAUGUCAUCUCAGUCGCUUGUGCCACGGAUGCAGUUUGGAUUAGCUGGUAGCAAUCCCCAGAGGAGUCAUGCGUCCCAAAUGCUAAAUGAUCAAAUGUUCAAUAUGGGAGUUUCAAAUCCAGGGAGCAUGAUGAUGCCUAUGCAGCAACAACAACAGCAGCAACAACAACAGCAGCAACAGCAGCAGCAGCAGCAACAACAGCUUGGUUCUCAAGGUGCAUAUAGCAAUAUGUCACAAAAUGCACAGAAUUUACAAUCCAGUAUGGCAGGCUUGGCAGCUCUUCAGAAUGCAUCACAAAAUCACCCUGCUUAUGGACAACAGAGACAGCAAAAUCAGCAGUGAAAAAAUAGUGAUUUUCACCUAACUUCCAGGGUAAUAGUAAUUAUCCCUACUUAAUUAAAAAAGUCUGGAUGACGCUUGAUCAGAGUCUAAAUGAUGAAGGAGAAGACUACAUUUUAAACGAUGGAUCUUCAAGGAGAGCUGGAACAGAAAUUGAAGCAUUUCUGUAUGAACCACUGUAGCCUGAAAUAUGAAAGAGUGGUCAAAUGAAUUUUGAUCGAAACUGGAAUAGCAUGAUAGCCAAAAGAAAAACACUUACAAAUCUUCAAGGCAACUACUACUAGUAGUUGUCGAAUCUCGACGUUCCAAAGCGAAUGCUGAUGAGGUUAACUUUUUAGAGACAAGGGGAAGGUGUUCUGAUGAAGCGUGGGUGGAAAAUGGCGGGGAUGAAGACGGAGAUGAGGAGAAAUAGUAGUUUUGGUUGUCAGGACCGACACUUACGGGAAGCGGUGAAGGUGGUGUUGGAGGUGAAGGUGAUGGCGAAACAUAACCACUGUGUUCCAUAUCAAACCCAUUACCUCCAUUGUUUUAGCUUUUGUGCUAGGACAUAUUUAUGUCUACUUGCAUCAACUUCCUGUUAGUUCAUGUUUGAAUUGUAGGUGUUAACCUAACGGUCUCUUGCCAAAACUAAAUUAUAUCCUCAUCCAUUCCAGUAUUUAAAUCAUCUAAUAAAAAUAAAUUAUUAAAAAUAAUGGUUAAA
Mercurialis annua (annual mercury) is the source of this 2454-nucleotide messenger RNA. RefSeq names its product mediator of RNA polymerase II transcription subunit 8. The transcript has 12 exons. The record is from RefSeq and is a predicted model, not a curated record. Gene Ontology annotation, cellular component: mediator complex. Bases 30 to 1757 code for a protein of 575 amino acids. NCBI's taxonomy places the organism in Eukaryota, Viridiplantae, Streptophyta, Magnoliopsida, Malpighiales, Euphorbiaceae.